UUGAACAGUUGGCAGUUUGCUUCAUGAGGUAUAUUGUCCUUAUUCUGUUUGCGCAAUAUUUGGUACACAUUACCAACAUGCUUGGUCAUAUUUCAGUGCUUUUAACAGGAGUUAUAAUACUUUCGAUUCAACCUAACCGAAUCAGUUGCGAGAGACUGAUUGAGACAACUGAUGACAUCACAUUCUACCUUUACACUCGAUCAAAUCGUGAUGACCCUCAAGCUUUAAGAUCUAAUGAUCUAACCGAUCUAUCCAGUUCAAACUUUAAUAGUUCGCUACCGAAUUAUAUCGUUUUCCAUGGCAUUGAUAACAACUACAAGUCGAGUCUUUAUAUCAAGGACCCAUUGCUGAAUGCGGCAGAUGUCAAUUUAUUCCUGGUGGAUUACAGUCGACCUGCAAGCAGUUGGACUUGGGCCGAGGACGCUACAGUUGAAACAGCACCAAUCAUUGCUCAGUAUAUUGAUUUAAUAAAAGAUCAACACAAUGUUGAUUCGGAUAACUUUAUUCUGGUAGGAUUCAGUCUAGGAUGUCAUAUUGCCGGAAAAACAGGAAAGCUUCUCAAUGGCGAUAUAGACACCAUCAUCGCAUUAGAUCCUCCUGGAAUAUCGCCUUUUUACAUUGAUGCUUCUGUAGCAAGAUAUGUUCAGGUGAUACAUAGCAGCAAUUUCGGAACACAAACCAGUGUUGGGCGUGCAGAUUUCUUUGCUAAUACUAACAAGCGUGAACAACCUGGUUGCAACCAGGAUUUGAGAUGCAGCCAUUUCAGGGCAACUAAAUAUUAUGCAGAAUCGCUUGCAUCGGGAGGGUUUACAGCAGUAAAGUGUGAUAGUUACGAAUCAUUUUCAGCUGGGCUAUGCGAUGGAAAUGCUAAAGCUCAUCUUGGGGGUGUCAAUUUAGAUAAAAGCGCAUCUGGAUCAUAUUACCUAUCGACUAAUAGUCAGCGUCCAUUUUCACGAGGCUAAGCAUUGCCAGCAACGAUCGAACUAACAUCAAAGGACUAUAAAAUGUUAUUCAUCUAUGUGAAUUUAAUAUCCGUUGAAGAAUAAACAAACAAUAACUGAC
Messenger RNA from Agrilus planipennis (emerald ash borer), 1062 nucleotides. Its product is annotated as pancreatic lipase-related protein 2-like. The record is from RefSeq and is a predicted model, not a curated record. Lineage: Eukaryota; Metazoa; Arthropoda; Insecta; Coleoptera; Buprestidae. The coding region runs from base 24 to 962 and encodes 312 amino acids. The transcript has 4 exons. Gene Ontology annotation, molecular function: lipase activity.